AUGAACAACGACAUACCUCUACAUUUCAUCUACUGCGACAGAGACGGGAACUUGAGGCUUGUUGGGCGAAGGGAAGUGAAAGAGCACUUUCAACCAUGCGUUGACCAGCUUGCCCUUGACGAAGAAGAAUACGAGCGUCUAGGAGUCGAAGAUAGAUCAGAUUUUGUUGCAAAGGUCGUCAAAGAGACUGUCAAGUACGCUGUGCUGUCCCACAGAUGGUCAUCAGAAGAAGUCACGUUCCAGGACCUGGCUCCUUGUGAGCCCGCUAGAACCACAGGAUGGAACAUGUUGUGCAACGAGGCACUGCAUCAAGGCAUACCCUUUUCUUGGAUCGACACGUGUUGUAUCGACAAGACGAGUAGCGCCGAGCUAGAUGAGUCUAUUCGCUCCAUGUUCCGGUGGUACCGAAAUUCGAGCGUCUGCAUCAUCCAUCUCGCCCAGACGAGCUCUGUGAUGGAUAUGGAAAAGGAUGAAUGGUUCAGGAGAGGCUGGACGCUGCAGGAGCUGCUCGCUCCACGGAAGAUCCAAUUCUUCGACGCGGAUUGGACGCGGCUCGGGUCGACCAUGGGAAAUGAUAAGGACGAAGGCUCCGAAACCUUGCGAGUUGCUUCUAGCGUCACAGGAAUCUCGGUUCCAGAGCUAUGCGACUUCCAUCCCUUUCCAUCGAUGGUCGACAAACGCAUGCCGUGGGCGGCAAACCGGGACGUCACCAGAGGAGAAGAUACGGCGUAUUCGCUCAUGGGGAUAUACGAUGUGUCUAUACCGACUGCCUACGGAGAAGGCGCAGACCGUGCGUUCUGCCGUCUAAUCGAGGCUAUCAUGAUGGCAGGGGGAGACCCCUCAGUUCUCAACUGGAGCGGGUCUCCGGCAGCGCAUCACGCCACACAAUGUUUCCCCGCGUCUCCGCGGAGCUACUUGAAUCAUUCGACAUGGCGCUUACAAGCAAAGGGCUCCGCCUUCCACUCGUCAUAUUGCCUUUGA
Messenger RNA from Coniophora puteana RWD-64-598 SS2, 981 nucleotides. RefSeq lists its product as uncharacterized. NCBI's taxonomy places the organism in Eukaryota, Fungi, Basidiomycota, Agaricomycetes, Boletales, Coniophoraceae. Bases 1 to 981 code for a protein of 326 amino acids. The transcript is spliced from 2 exons. The record is from RefSeq and is a predicted model, not a curated record.